Molecule: messenger RNA, 633 nt
Organism: Colletotrichum lupini
Lineage: Eukaryota; Fungi; Ascomycota; Sordariomycetes; Glomerellales; Glomerellaceae
Product: autophagy protein 16
Exons: 3
Coding region: 1-633 (210 amino acids)
Source: RefSeq, a predicted model, not a curated record
AUGGCCGACUGGCGCUCCGAAUACCUAGCCUCCAUCAGGGAGCAAGAGAAGAACAACCCUGUAAACCUCGAAAUCGUACAACUCUGCUCCCAGCUUUCCGACCACGUAGCAGCCCUCGAAGCCGAGAACCAAGUCCUCAAAUCCCAAACCGCGCCCGGAAAGAAGAACAAACUCACCACCUCCGAGAAAUCGAACAACAUCCUACCCACCCCGACAACAGAAACGACAAACUCCUCCCCCUCCUCCUCCUCCGACCCGACCAUCGCGCAGCUCCAGCUCCAACUCGCCGAAGCCCUCCGCUCAAACGGCACCCUCAAAGACCGCGCAAAGCAAGCCGAAGACGAAGCCCAGACCCUACGAACAAAACACAAAGACGACGCGAAGAAAGUCCGCAGCCUGACGUCGGAGAAUACCGUCCUAACGACGAAACUACGAGAUCGGGAACACGAGCUACGGGAGAAGCGUAAGCUAGUCGAGAACGUACAAGACGAGAUGAUCGCGAUGAACCUACAAGUGACCAUGGCCGAGAAGGAACGGGACAGGGUUAAGACGGAGAAUAAGGAGCUCGUCGACCGCUGGAUGAAGAGGAUGGCCCAGGAGGCCGAUGCUAUGAACCUCGCAAACGAGCGCUGA